UCACCACACUUCAACUUCUUCGUCUUCUUCCUACAUCUCCUUCUUUAUUUUUCAUUCUAAGCCAUAUCUGCCUUCAAAUUUAUCUUACUAUUUUUUUAUUCCAAGUCUUACCAUGUCUACACUCAACCAAAGCAGCUCCCUCAAUAGUUGCACCAAGUUUCCCAUCCCUCCCCGUGACAACCAUGUAGUAGAUGAAAUCCAAUCCCAACCCUUUGACUACUCCAAACGUGCCCAAUGGCUACGUGCAGCUGUCCUCGGUGCCAACGAUGGCCUCAUCUCUACGGCAUCUCUCAUGAUGGGUGUUGGUGCUGUUAAGCACGACGUCAAGGCCAUGAUCCUCACUGGUUUUGCCGGUCUCAUUGCAGGUGCUUGCAGCAUGGCAAUCGGUGAGUUCGUUUCAGUCUAUUCUCAAUUGGAUAUUGAAAUGGCGCAAAUAAAAAGGAGUCGUGACCAUAGAAAAGAGUUGGAGGAAGAGGAAACAGCAAAACUGCCGAACCCUCUUCAGGCGGCAGUGGCUUCAGCCUUGGCCUUUUCUACGGGGGCAAUAGUGCCACUAUUGGCUGCGGCGUUCAUAAGGGAAUAUAGGGUUCGGCUCGGGGUGGUGGUGGUGGCAGUCACGGUGACACUAGUUGGGUUUGGUUGGUUGGGAGCGGCAUUAGGGAAGGCGCCAACGGUUAGGUCGGUGGUUAGGGUCUUGAUUGGAGGGUGGGCAGCUAUGGCUGUCACUUUUGGAUUGACAAAGUUGAUUGGAUCGAGUGGACUAUAAGAGAAUAAUUUUUAUUUUAAAUUAUAUACAACAAUAUUUACUUUCUAAAAAUAGUUAAAAUCAUUUUUCUCAUUUUCAAAAUCAUUCUAAAACAUGCUCUUAAUUUUUUAAAACUAGCAUUUAAAAAGUUAAAUUUUAAUAAUAAAUUAUUUUGAAUCAUCAAUAGCUUGUUUUAGAGUAAUCUUAAAAAUGAUAAAAGUGAUUUUAACGGUUUUAAAUUCGCCUUUAAACCUAGAUUAAGAGUUUCUACUAACUUUCUAAUAUUUAGUAUUUGUUAGCUAGCAAAAAUAUGUGACAUUUGAAAGUUAAUGAUUGAAAGUAUAUAUACUUAUGCCCCAUCAUAAAGUUAGUAGAAGUGUUCUUUGUAAUUGGUGUGUAGGUAAGUAUAUAUUGUGGGAUGGAGAGUGAUUAGUGGAAUUUUGGCUUGAUUUUAUUUGCCUUAGUGGUUAUUGUUGAUUGGGGCAAUUGUUGUUUGAUAUUUAGUAGUGUAUGUAUAUGCUUAAAUAGUUGUAUAUAUUGGAAAGAGAAGGAGAAGGCUAAUCUAUAUAGCCAAACUUAAUCUCCAUGGGAUAUUUUUAUGUACUUAAUUAAAUCACCACUCUUAAUAAAUAUCUUGGUGAAAUAAUUCAAUGUUUUUA
Molecule: messenger RNA, 1404 nt
Organism: Cucumis sativus (cucumber)
Lineage: Eukaryota; Viridiplantae; Streptophyta; Magnoliopsida; Cucurbitales; Cucurbitaceae
Product: vacuolar iron transporter homolog 2
Exons: 1
Coding region: 113-766 (217 amino acids)
Biological process (GO): intracellular manganese ion homeostasis
Cellular component (GO): membrane
Molecular function (GO): iron ion transmembrane transporter activity; manganese ion transmembrane transporter activity
Source: RefSeq, a predicted model, not a curated record